AUGAAGGUCGGAUUCGUCGGUGUUGGAUUCAUGGGCCGUCACAUGGCACGAAACGUGCUGAACGGCGGGCAUGAAAUGAAAGUGUACGAUUUAAAUAGAGAUGCGGCUGACGAAGCGCUGUCUUUGGGUGCGACUUGGGCAAACAGCCCUCGCGAAGCCGCCGAAGGUAGUGAAGUCAUUUUCACGUCACUGCCAACUCCGCAGGUUGUCGAGGAAGUCGCCUCUGGCGAGGGUGGUGUGUUCAGCGGAGCGAGUAGAGGAAGUGCGCUGUUCGACCUCAGCACCACGGAUCCCACCACCAUUCAACGCAUUGCCACUCGUGCCGAAGCAAGUGGCAUCGAACUCCUCGACGCGCCGGUAUCGGGAGGCACAGGCGGCGCCGAAGCCGCUACCCUUUGUGUAAUGGUCGGGGGAGACCGGGAUACCUAUGACCGGUAUAAGCCCGUCCUCGACCUUAUUGGGGACAAGGUCAUGUACUGUGGCGGUCUGGGAUCAGGCGCAGUCUGCAAAAUCGUUAAUAAUCUAGUGGGAUUGAGCGUGGGCGUGCUGCUCUCCGAGGCGUUCUCGAUGGGUGUCAAGUGGGGCGUCGACGCACAGACUCUGUACGAAGCGGUGUCGGGCAGCUCCGGCAACACGAACUCGAUGCACGGUUUCCCGAACGGCAUAUUCAGGCGAAACUUUGAGCCGGGGUUCGCACUCGACCUCGCCGCCAAAGACGUCGGUCUUGCUACCCAACUCGGACGCGAGUUGCGGGUUCCCAUGGAGAUGUCCAACAUCGCCCAGCAGCGCUACAUAGACGGCCAGAAUCGGGGAUUUGGCCGGAUGGCCGCGGGAGCCGUCGCGAUUGUCCAGGAGGAGAGGGCUGGCGUCGAGAUUGCACCCAAGCAGUAG
Molecule: messenger RNA, 891 nt
Organism: Geodia barretti
Lineage: Eukaryota; Metazoa; Porifera; Demospongiae; Tetractinellida; Geodiidae
Source: the annotation of a GenBank genome assembly